AAAGGUUAUAGGUGAUGUAGUGUCUCGGGUUCAAUGAUAACUUGGAAACUUAAGCAUUGCCUCAUCUUUUUAAGAAUUCUUUUAUCGUGGGGUGUGAAAAUAGUUGAAUUUAACUGUAGAGGCUUUUCUAUUUUCUCAUCACAUCACUUGACACUUUUAACAAGACAAGAACACAUUUGAAACCAUCACUUGAUGAAAGAUCUCAGCAUGAUGCAGAUGAACUCCAGUGUGCCGUCUUCCAAUGUCUCUAUAUCUCCAGGAAAUGUUGUCCUUCAUCCUUCCUGGGACUUCGAUGGUCUGGUACCUUCUGUGGUCUUGUCUUUCAGCUUUUUGUUAGGAGUCCCUGGAAACAUCGCUGUGCUUGUUUUCAGACCAAACUUCCAGCACCUGUCCUCUGUAAGCCAGAAACUGAUGUUGAACCUGGUGGUUUCAGAUCUUCUCUGCCUGCUCACUCUUCCAUUGUGGAUUUACGAUUUUAUCAACAUCUGGACAUUUGGACUGGUAGCCUGUAAAAUUCUCACCUUCCUCGUGUACUGCGGCAUAUAUGGCAGUCGUCUAACAGUGACUGCUUUGAGCGUUCAGCGAUACUUGCUGGUGGUGCAUCAGAAGACGUGGACACAUCAGACGGGAGUGACACUCCUGCUGGUUCUAUUGUGGCUGGUUUCCAUCAUACUUUCCAUUCCUGCUUUGGUGGUUCGACAGGUGACCACCGAUCAGAACAAAACACGCUGUGAGUCUCAGUAUUCCUCAGAAGCUCAGUGGAUCACAGUGCUGUUGACGGAGGCCCUAAUUGGAUUUACCAUCUUUUUUGUGGUAGUGUUUUCAUACACCCGACUACAGAAGAAGGUGAAGCGGGCUGCAUUUUUCAACAAUCCACAGACAUCCAGACUGGUUACCACUAUCAUCGUGAGCCUUUUUGCUCUCUGGGUUCCAUUUCAUUUUUUUGAUGUGCUGAUUUCUGCAGCUAUUUUAUUACACAAUGAGAACCUUUUAAAGCUUUGUUUGAAUGUAUCAUAUACAGUUGGAGCACUUAAUUUUGUGAACAGCUGUCUGAAUCCAUUCCUGUAUGCAUUUACUUCUUACAACUUUUGUUGCAAAAAAAGGUGCAGUAUGAAGGUCUGACCUGUAGGUUGGCUUCAUGUUUAACACUCGAACUGAGAUACUGGAAAUCUUUUUGUUUUAAAUUGUUGAUAUAUUGUACAUUUGGCUGAAAGCUGUUUGAGUUUCUCUUGUAUUUUUUUUUUUUUUUUUGUUAUGGUAACACUGUCCCAUGUGUGUCACAUUCAGAAUUGUUCUUGUCUGUUUGAAUCAACUUGACUUGGUUUGUCUUUUACUGAAGAUGUUUCCCUUCUCCAGGUUGACUGUUUUUAUCUAUUAUUUCAAAGAUUUGCCCAUUUUUUUUGUCAUAAUAA
Messenger RNA from Oryzias melastigma (Indian medaka), 1412 nucleotides. Its product is annotated as C-C chemokine receptor type 8-like. The transcript has a single exon. The record is from RefSeq and is a predicted model, not a curated record. NCBI's taxonomy places the organism in Eukaryota, Metazoa, Chordata, Actinopteri, Beloniformes, Adrianichthyidae. Gene Ontology annotation, molecular function: G protein-coupled receptor activity. Gene Ontology annotation, biological process: immune response; G protein-coupled receptor signaling pathway. The coding region runs from base 193 to 1122 and encodes 309 amino acids. Gene Ontology annotation, cellular component: membrane.